This is a messenger RNA of Ambispora gerdemannii, 1677 nucleotides long. The record is from the annotation of a GenBank genome assembly. Lineage: Eukaryota; Fungi; Glomeromycota; Glomeromycetes; Archaeosporales; Ambisporaceae.
AUGGCCAUAGUUUUGCCGCAAGGCAGAUUCAAUAACUCAACAGAUGAGGAGAUUCGUAAAUUUAUUGCUGCUAGAGCAAGAAUUAUUGCGGUCGUAGGUUUACAUCCUAAUACUUUUAAACCUCACACUGGAACUAAGACAAGCAUCUUGUUUUUGCAGAAAUGGAAUGAUAAUCCCAAGACUGGGGAGUUAUGCCCUAAAUUAGAAGAUUAUCCGAUUUUUUUCGCUGUAUCCGAAAAAGGAGGGAAAGAUAAUUCCGGAAAAUACAUUUAUGUGAAAGAUGAAUUGGGUAAGCCGAAAAUAGACGGUAAUGGACAUUUAAUUAUUGAUAAUGACUUGUAUAACCAUGCUCUAAAUGAUAGUAAUGAUUCAAAAGAACUUCCAGAUGGGGUUGCCGAAAAGUUUAUAAAUAACUUAGAAAGGACAUUCAGAAUAGAUGCCGAUUUCUAUAAACCAGAUGUAAUUGAAUUUUUAAGUUUGCUUAGUAAAAAGAACGCACAAUCUUUAACUAAUUAUGUUAAAGUGAGUGAUGGUAAUCAUUCAAAAAUAACUGAAUAUUUGCAAGACUAUCCAGGUGUUCCUUAUUAUAGAGGAAAAGAUAUAAAUACUGACUUUUUCAUUGAAAAUGCCAGACCUGCCUAUAUAUCAGAAUCAAAAUACAAUCAAAAGCAGAUGAUUAGAUCCCAUUUUUUAUCCGGAGAUGUUCUGCUUUCGAUAAAAGGAACUAUUGGUAAUUUGUCAUUCAUAACAGACAUUUUAAAAAAAAGUACUGGGAGUCGUAGCAUUGCUGCUUUAAGGCCUAUAUCAGAAAUUUCGUCCGAGUAUAUAGCGGCAUUUUUAAGGUCAAAAUACGGUCAGGUUCAGUUAAAAAGAAUAACCAGAGGCACGAUUCAAAUGGAGAUUAUUUUAGAAGACUUUGACCAAAUACAAUUAUAUCCUUUGGGUGCUGCGUAUGUAGGAAAGGCUAAUUUAUAUAAUACACCAAUAAGAGCAAUUUGUGGAAGUUCCUUAACACUUAUGCGCCCAAUAGAAAACUUAAUAAAUCCUUAUUAUUUGUUGGUGUUUCUCAACUCUUCAAUUGGGAAAUUAUUAACAAGGAGAAGUUUAAGAGGGUCAGUGCAACAGUGCAUUUACCCUUUUGAUACAAAGAAAGUACCAAUUCCCCUACUAGAGAAAUCAAUUCAAGAACAAAUCGAAAUUGCUAUUCGUGAAGGAGAAGAGUCUUUUAACAAAUCUUUAGAGUUAUUAAAAAUUGCUAAAAAGGCUGUAGAAAUAGCGAUAGAAGUGAAUGAAGAAGCAGCGAAUGAUUUUAGGAGAAACAACUGGCCUGCUACCCUCUAUGUCGAAGCUCCUUAUCAACAGGUUCUUUCGCACGGCUUUGUGGUCGAUGAAAAAGGACACAAAAUGUCGAAAUCAUUGGGAAACGUUAUUGACCCCGAAGAUAUUACAGAACAAUUUGAAGGAUUAUUAAAAAUCAUUUCUCCAAUUUUGCCUUUCCUGGCCGAAGAGGUUUAUCAAAAUGUUCCCUUUUAUUUCGGCUUUGCAGGUCAAGAAAGUAUUCAAUUAGCAAAUUACUCUCUCAAUUUGCCUGUUUCGUCUGAUACCAAAGAGAAAUCAGAACUUAUUUCCGAUUUUUUUCUGCCACUCCGCCAAGAAAUUUAUCAAGCCUUAGAAAAG